AUGGCUGCGUGGUUGAAAGAAAUCAGCGAUGAAGGUCGUGAAAGUUCAGAGCCGAAAUUUCCAUGGAAGUCGCCGUUCACUUCGAGAAACCCGGAUUUAUAUUUUCGUGACGGUAAACGUCGGAUCGACUAUGUUCUGGUCUACAGCAAGUCAGAUUCCAAAUGGCACCAUAUACGCCAAUCGUUCUUGCGUAGUUUGGCUGUAAACAUGGUCGAAAUUGAGGUGGAGGAUUGUUUCGGCAAAUUGCUUGGUGCAACCAGUACAUCUCGACCGGAAAAGGCGAUCAAAAAACAAACUGCGCUGACAACAGCUGCUUUACCACCGGAAGUAGUGGGUCCGACUCCACCCAAACACGGAACGAUGAAACACGAGACGACUCAGGGACCACCCUCGUCCAUGGAUAGUUAUCGGAUUGAAGCUCAAAGUGCGGAUUAG
Molecule: messenger RNA, 435 nt
Organism: Echinostoma caproni
Lineage: Eukaryota; Metazoa; Platyhelminthes; Trematoda; Plagiorchiida; Echinostomatidae
Source: the annotation of a GenBank genome assembly